This is a messenger RNA of Orycteropus afer afer, 2234 nucleotides long. RefSeq names its product taxilin beta (gene TXLNB). The record is from RefSeq and is a predicted model, not a curated record. Gene Ontology annotation, molecular function: syntaxin binding. NCBI's taxonomy places the organism in Eukaryota, Metazoa, Chordata, Mammalia, Tubulidentata, Orycteropodidae.
GUGUGUGUGUGUGUGUGUGUGUCUUUGGUUCCUCUCUUCCUGGGAAGAACAGGGCCUGGCCUGUCUCCUGUUGUCCCUGCUGCCCUGACUUGUUCUUUGCUGCCUUUUUCUUCUCCUUUCUCUCUCUGCUAGGCUUCUUGCCUUCUGAUACUACUUGAAGUAUGGAGACUAAUCAACCUGUACAGCUCUCAUCGGAAGCACAGCCAACCCCUCCAGGGGAGAGCUCCUCAUCAUUACCCAGUCAAAAUGGCGUGGGGAUGACAGAUGGCCAGGAUUCCCCAACUUUUCUCCAAGCAUCAGAGAAAGAGGCAAGUGUGCAGCCUGAGAAAGGAGCUCAUGAUAUCUCUGAAGAGUUGAAUCGACAACUGGAAGACAUUAUAAACACAUACGGGUCUGCUGUGGGCACAGCAGGGAAAGAGGAUCCUGACAGUGCCAAGGAGCAGGCUGAGAAUGCAGAAUUGCCCAGCAAUGAGGAUGGGGACUGUGAGGAGACCACAGAAGUGACUGAAAGGGAGCCCACUGCUCCUGGAGAGCCAUCUGCAGCCAAAGAGCCUAUCAGCAAUAAAGAGCAGAAACUGGAAAAGAAAAUACUAAAAGGAUUAGGCAAAGAAGCCAACCUCCUAAUGCAAAAUCUGAACAAGUUGCACACACCUGAAGAAAAGCUUGAUUUUUUAUUCAAGAAGUAUGUGGAGUUGCUGGAGGAACAUCGCACUGAGCAAAAGAAGUUAAGACUCCUACAGAAGAAACAGGUCCAAGUCCAAAAGGAAAAGGACCAGUUACAGAGUGAACACAGCAGAGCCAUCCUCGCCCGCAGCAAACUGGAGAGUCUGUGCCGGGAGCUGCAGAGACACAACAAGACUCUGAAGGAGGAAACCCUUCAGCGGGCACGCGAUGAGGAAGAGAAGAGGAAGGAGAUCACCAGUCACUUCCAGAGCACCCUGACCGACAUCCAGGCCCAGAUUGAGCAGCAGAGCGAGCGGAAUAUGAAGCUGUGUCAGGAGAACACAGAGCUCGCAGAGAAGCUGAAGAGCAUCAUCGAUCAGUAUGAGCUCAGAGAGGAGCAUCUGGACAAAAUAUUUAAACACAGAGAACUGCAGCAGAAGCUGGUGGAUGCAAAGCUUGAGCAGGCGCAAGAAAUGAUGAAGGAAGCAGAGGAGCGACACAAUCGAGAAAAGGAAUACCUCCUGAACCAGGCAGCAGAGUGGAAGCUUCAGGCCAAAGUGCUGAAGGAGCAAGAGACAGUCCUGCAGGCUCAGCUUACUCUCUACGCUGGGAGGUUUGAAGAGUUCCAGAGCACGCUGACAAAAAGCAAUGAGGUGUUUGCCACUUUCAAACAGGAAAUGGAUAAAACAACUAAGAAAAUGAAGAAGUUGGAAAAAGACACAGCCACCUGGAAAGCCCGCUUUGAGAACUGUAACAGAGCUCUCUUGGACAUGAUUGAAGAGAAAGCACUAAGAGCGAAAGAAUAUGAAUGCUUUGUGAUGAAAAUUGGGAGGCUGGAGAACCUCUGUCGUGCUUUACAAGAAGAGAGAAAUGAACUCUACAAAAAAAUUAGAGAAGCGAAAAUGCCUGAAAGGGAAGACCAAAGUCAGUACCCCUCUGACGAAGAGCCGGAGUCAAGUGUAUCAGAGAAUGAAGCGGUCAAUGCAGAGAAGGCCAAGAGUGUCCAAGAGGCUGUGAAAACUCUGGCCACAGCCUUCAUGGUAAUUCAUCAUCCACAGUCUGCCCUUGACCAACCCAAAGAGCUCCCACCAGAACUAGGCAGCCCUCAGAGAGGCAGUGACACUAUCCUCAAGGAGCCAGAACAAUCCCCUCUGUUUCCUUCAUUCGAAUCAGAGCGUCCCCCUCCUCCCCUAACUCCUCAGGCUCAGGCUGAAGGAGGCAAUGAGGCAGAACCUCUCCCCAAGACCAGUGACCCCCAAGCUGGGUCAGAAGCAGAGGCCUGUAGUGAGACCCUCCCCACUGGAGCACAGGCUGAUCAGCAAUCCCAGAAGCCAGAGGCAGAAACAUCCAGUCAGACCCCACUGCCCCCAGCCCAGGCCUCCCUACCAAGGGUGGAGGCAAAGGAAGGUGCUCUAGCACUGCCCGCAGGUGAGGAAGUUUUAGCUGGGGUGCCUGGGUGUGAGCCUAGCAGGCAGCCCCCACCACCAGCAGCCGGGGGCCUGCCAGCAGAGUCUUCAGUGGGGCCCCAGCUGUCCAGAGUGUCUGACACCAACCUGGAGGAAGUGGACUAG